Ictidomys tridecemlineatus (thirteen-lined ground squirrel) is the source of this 5578-nucleotide messenger RNA. The record is from RefSeq and is a predicted model, not a curated record. NCBI's taxonomy places the organism in Eukaryota, Metazoa, Chordata, Mammalia, Rodentia, Sciuridae.
ACUUGUUUAGUCCCGCCUUUUCCGUCCCGUUACAUAAAGCGGUUGGCUACCCUGUUGUCAGUCAGAUGCAACAAGAGCGGCUUGAGAAGGGCUCUGGGUUUGUUUUGCUGGGCGGCUUUAUGUCAGCUUGGCUGUCAGCUGCGAGAGUGCUUUGAACUUUUAGGUGGAAAAUGCCGGAAAGUAACUUCACAGAGUGGAGCGACAUUAGCGCGGUGCAGGUGGCCGCCGGAUACCCAAGCGUUGCCUUGGAGACAAGAGAUCGUGGGGCGGUGUGGGUGGAGGCUUACAGGGGUUUCCUUUUCGCAUCCCCUAGGUAGGGGAGGAUGCGGCGACGUGGGUGGGACCUGGAGUUUAUUCCCUGUUUUCUUGCCCGCAGGAUGUGGAAUUCGUGUUUGGCGUCCUAGGCAUCCCCCUAGCAUCCCAGGAGCUGGACAUCAGGUAUGUCGGGAUGAGGAAUUAGGACUCAGGUAACCGAAUGCAUUAUGGGAAUGAUAGAUAAUAGUAGCAGCUGUUCAUUGCAAACACUCAGUGCUUACCAUUUCUCUAGUGCUUUCCAGUAUGCAUGGUAGGCCAGUUCUCUCCCGCUGAGCUAUACCCUUACCUCUAAUUUUUACUCUUCCUAGUUGGGAGAACCUUCUGUUCUUUUAUCGAGAGAAGAUGAAGUGAUUGAUCUAUUAAUACUAGCUAUACUUUACUGUUUUUCUGGAAGUGAGUUUACCUGCCACUGCUGUCUUCAUACAGAAAACAUUUAUUGAAUGUGUACUAUGUUUUGGUUACUGUGCUCCAUAACUGGUGGGAGACCAGAAAUAUAAAGAAGGAAUGAGGUGUAGUUUUGACCUUCAAUUCUGAGAAGAUAAAGGCAAGAUAUGCAGAAAAAAACAAGAUAUACUUAAAUAGGAAAUGUAUAGAAUGGGUGACUGGUUCUCUUUGGGAUUUGCUUGACUAUGUGGACCAUAGUGCCGCUGAGACUGGGAAAUAUACAGGGAAGAGCCAAUUUGGAAGGGAAAGGUGAUGAAUUAAAUUUGGAAUGUGAGUUUGAGAUGCAUGUGGGACAUCCAGCACAUAUGCCCAUUGGGCAACCAAGACUUAGUGCCUGAACUAAAGGAAAUGACAGGAUGAUUCAGAAGGAAAAUGACAACAGGAUCAGAAGACAUUCAAGAGUAUGUUUGUGUUAAAGAGAAGGGUGUAAUUGGGUAUGAUUUGAUUGUCUUUCAUCAGAUUCUUGAAGUAAUCAAGACAUAAUGAUCAUAUUUGGCUAGCAAGUAGGCAGAUUGUUGUAAAGUAAACUGUUACUGAGUUUACUGUGUUCAGACACUAUUCUGAGUGUUUUACAUGUAUUAACUGAUUUCGUCUUCACAACAAUGCUCUGAAUUAUAUUCACUUUAUAGAUGAGAAAGCCAAUGUACAAGUAAGAUGACAAAAUUACACAGUAGAACCCCAUAAAGUGGCACACACCUAUAACCCCAAGCUACUCUGGAGACUAAGGCAGGAGGCUUGCAAGUUUAAGGGCAGCCUUGACAAUUUAGUGAUCCCCUGUCUCAAAAAGGAAAAGGAUGUAGCUCAGGGGUAAAGCACCCCUGGGUUCAAUCCCCAUUACCAAGAGAAAAAAAAAGAGAGAAAGGUUUAAACACAAGUUAGGAUGGUGGUACAUGCCUAUAAUCCAGCUACUUGGGAAAUGGAAGCAGAAUGAUUGCCAUUGGAGGCCAUCCUAGGCAAUUUAGGAAUAUCCUGUCUCAUUUUUUUUUUUUUUAAAGCUGGUGAUGUAGCUCAGUGUAGAGCACUUGUCUGGCAUGCUUAAGGCCCUGGGUUUCAUCUUCAGCAGCACAAAAAGAAAAAAAAGAGAAUAUUCAAGCAUAAUGAUGUACAGUGCAGUGCUCUUAAUACCAAAAAUUAUCCAGCAAUUGAGAAGAAUAUUUAAUUGUGGUAUAUGUGUAAAAAAAAUGUAGCCUUUAAAAAUUUUAAGAACUAAUGACAAAGUAAAACAUUUAUAAUAAGUAAAAGUGUAUGAGCCAGUAUUAUAUAAACUCAUUUAUAGAAAAAAGAUUGCAUAUCAAAAAAGACUGUAUGAAAAGAGCCCAGGGCACUAAUAAUAGCUUAUAAGUUGAUAUUAUUAUGGGGUUAUUUUGGAGUUUUCUUUAUACUUUCACUAUUUUUUCCACAUUAUCUAAAGUGAAGGUGUUAAAAACAUAAUAAACAAAUGAAAUAAAGUGUACAGUUUCUGUCCUAAGAGAAACACUACCUAUGUGGCAGCUCACAACCCUGUUUGCCCUAUGUGGUUUGGCCCCAUCCCUUUUGAUGUUUAAUGAGUUAUCUGCAAUUGCUAUUUUCUCCCCACUUACCAUAUUUAUUCUACUUAGUUCAUCUUGUACAUUAGCAUUUACACAGAGUAGGAUUUUUAUUACUUUAGUUUAAAAGAUCAGAUUUACCCUUGAAGCUAAUUUGUAAGCUUAGAGUAUAAAUAAGCUCCAAACUAUUUAGACUUCAGAGAUACUUGCAGAAUAAUUUAAAUAAUAAAUACAAAUAUGCUUUUUUGUGUUAUAUCAGAUUUUUUUAAAUGGGCCUCUGUAAUUGGAGAAACUAAAUUGGAUUUUACAUUUGGGCUGCCUCCAACAUAACAGCCAUUUAUUAAGUUUAUACAGGUACCCAGAAGAGAUUUCAAAUGAGAGCUAUUUGUGGUUCAUUGUUCUCCUUCUCAGCCAUUAUCAGCUCUGCUUUCUUCUUGGCUUUUGUAAGGAACCUUUUCUAUUUUUACAAAAGUAGAUUUUAUAAAUUUUCUAACAUAAUUACUGGUACCAAAGUAAGCUGCCUUUUCAAACCUAGAAAAUGUAGUGUUAUACUUUACUUCUGACCAGAAAACCUUUCAAAAUCAAGUUUCAAAUAGUUUGAAAAGCAGAGUUUGCCUCUUCUUCAUGUUUAGAUAUAUUUAAGGUAGAGAAAAGAAUUUUAAGUAGGAUUAUAGAUUAAAAUGAAACAUUCAGCAUUCUCCUCUUUUUUUUUUAGAGAGAGAGAGAAUUUUUAAUAUUUAUUUUUUAGUUUUCGGCAGACACAACAUCUUUGUUUGUAUGUGGUGCUGAGGAUUGAACCCGGGCCACACGCAUGCCAGGUGAGCGCACUACCGCUUGAGCCACAUCCCCAGCCCCACCAUUCUCUUCUUGAUGACCAAGGUCUUGAACCUAAGACCUGUACCAUGCAUCACCUCUAGGGAAGCUAAAUUAUUCCUUUUUGCAAAAUCCAUUUUCAUUUAUCCAAGGCCAUCCAGAAAUGGAACUUGUGAGCAAAUGGAAUAAUCAUACCAUAUUCUAAGAGUGGUUCUCAGAAUGUGGUCCCUAAGCUACCAGCAUCAGCAUCACCUAGGAAACUUGUUAGAAAUGCACAUUUCUGGACCCCAUUCCAGAAUUAAUGAAAUCAGAAACUAAGGUGGACUCCUGCAAUGUAUGGUUUAAUAAGCCCACUAGGUAAUACAGGCUCAAAUUUGAGAGCCCCUGCUCUAGUUGUCAUCUGUGCAGAAGAAUUGGAAAAUAAUGGUCUUCUUCUGGUGCUGUGACUUUGCUAGGAGACGUAGAUGCUGUUACUAAACAGGUCAUCAAACGCUGUGACCUUAUACUCUUAAUGGAAAUCAAGGACAGCAACAAUAGGAUCUGUCCCAUGCUGAUGGAUAAGCUGAACGGAAAUUCAAGGAGAGACAUUACAUAUAGCUAUGUGAUUAGCUCUCGUCUUGGAAGAAACACAUAUAAAGAACAGUAUGCCUUUAUCUACAAGGAAAAGCUGGUGUCUGUAAAGGAGAAGUACCUCUACCAUGACUAUCAGGAUGGGGAUACAGAUGUGUUUUCCAGGGAGCCCUUUGUGGUUUGGUUCCAGUCACCACACACUGCUGUCAAGGACUUCGUGAUUGUCCCCCUGCAUACCACCCCGGAGACAUCCGUUAAAGAGAUUGAUGAGUUGGCUGAAGUCUACAAGGAUGUGAAAUGGCGCUGGAAUGCAGAGAAUUUCAUUUUCAUGGGUGACUUUAAUGCUGGCUGCAGCUAUGUCCCCAAGAAGGCCUGGAAAAACAUUCGCUUAAGAACUGACCAGAGGUUCAUCUGGCUGAUUGGGGACCAAGAGGACACCACAGUUAAGAAGAGUACCAACUGUGCAUAUGACAGGAUUGUGCUUCGAGGGCAAGAGAUAGUCGAAUCUGUGGUUCCCAGAUCAAAUGGCACCUUUGACUUCCAGAAAGCCUACAAAUUAUCUGAAGAGGAGGCCCUGGAUGUCAGUGACCACUUUCCAGUUGAAUUUAAACUACAGUCUUCAAGGGCCUUCACAAACCGCAAAAAAUCUGUUGCUCCAAAGAGGAAAAAAAAGACCAAUCAUUCCUAAAUACAAAGGCACCGUUUAAUUAACUAUUUCUUGCCUCUAAAUAAAUGGUCCUAACAGGUAUUAGCUGAUCCCUGCACACUCUAGAAAGAUGACUCGUCCAGCUGCUUUUAUUUUUCACUUGAGUUAAUUCUGCCUUGAGCCAAAUUGGGAGGAGAAUUUUCUGCCAUCCCUUCUGGCUCAUACCUCCCAAGAACUGUCCUAAAGGAAAAGUUGGUCUUUGUGAUGCAAAAGAAUGGUCUUAGGUCCCCAAGCCCCAUCCUUUGUCACUAGUCCUUACUCAACCCUGUUUUGCUGGAGGCUGCAGGAGGAUGUCAGACAGACAGCUUUCUGAGGGAUCCAAUUCCUAGGAAAUGAGCAGAAAUGCCAAGGCCCCAACUGCACCACAUAAGUUGGGCAAUUAACUGGUUUAAGACUUCACCUUCAAGUCCUUCAGUCUGAGAUCAGGCCUCCAUCAUAUCUCACAGGGAUGGAUGAUGCCACUCCCACUUGUUCUCCCUAUCUCCAGACUGACCUCCUUCAAGUCAGCCAGCGCAGUAAGCACCAGUGUCAUCCUCUGAUGUACCAGUCAGUCCACAGCUCAUCCCCAUUCUUAUCACCUCCCUAUAAUCCUUCAGGGGCUCUCAUCACCAUGAGCUUAGUCUUUAGGCAUCAUAAAGGUCUCUAUUAGCCUACAUCUGACAAUACCUUGCACUGCAUGCUCCAGCAGGACAACUCUUCCCUGCCCAUCAUAGGCUCUACCUCCCUCCAGGUCUUGGCUCCAUCUUGGGUGCCCUGCCCUGCCCCACAGACUGGAUUAAGGGCCCUUGACACCACUUCCUAUGCCUCCACUGGAACAUGUAACACAUUGUAUUUGUCACCAAGGCAGUACUAGAGUUCGUUGAAGGUCUUAGUGUGACAAAUGCCCUGUUGGCUGGCUGGGACUUUAUUUUUUCUGCAAAUGUGCAGAGCAACAUGGAACUACUUUGCCUAUACCAAGAUAUGCAUUUUUAUGUUUUGAUUUGUUUUUAUUGAUAUUAUGCCUUUGUUCAAGUAGUAACACAAGCAAGGCUAAAUGUGCUCACAGUGCCAAAGCAUCAGCAGAAAAAGAAAUGUCACAUGGCAAUGCUAUUCCCUAGUUUCCCAUCUCACAAGCAGCCCCUCUGACCAAAUUAUGUGCAUUUCCAGAGUUUGUGAAAAAAUGAGCACCAUUAUGUAAUUAAAAUAAAUAAAGUGUGGCAUACCA